Molecule: messenger RNA, 1692 nt
Organism: Alosa sapidissima (American shad)
Lineage: Eukaryota; Metazoa; Chordata; Actinopteri; Clupeiformes; Clupeidae
Exons: 6
Coding region: 328-1329 (333 amino acids)
Biological process (GO): negative regulation of T cell proliferation; cell surface receptor signaling pathway; immune response
Cellular component (GO): external side of plasma membrane
Source: RefSeq, a predicted model, not a curated record
ACGCACACACACACGCACACAUCAUUUUGCAUAGACACUUGCUAAUCAGAGCACUAACCGCAGGUCUUCAGGGACGUGUUUCUUCUGUUCUUGUUGUGUCUGUUUGUCCCCGUUCAGCACUAACCGCAGGUCUUCAGGGACGUGUUUCUUCUGUUCUCGUUGUCUCUGUUUGUCCCCUAUUUGCCCCCGUUGAGCUCCUCCCACACCGAGGGCCACAGAAAGUGUCACAAUCUGCAGCUUCCUUCUCUUGGAACAGCAGUCGCGCUGUGCAGGCGUGCUCGCUGCAGCUCCGCAGCACAGUCUCUGGCCUCAGAGUCACCAGGCAGCAUGUUCUCCUGCCGGAAGUCUGUGCUACUGUUCCUGAUGAUCGCGUAUUCAGGUGGGGUUGGAGCACUUACCCAUGAGGCCUUGCACCAGCAUACAGCCCCAGAGGUGCAGCCACAGACGACGAAAGACACUGCAGCCCCUGCAGCCCCUAAAGCCCUGCAGUUGCUCGCGACUCUCGGCCAGACCGCUCUCCUGCCCUGCGACCUCCCAGACCCCCCUCCCUCUCUGCGUGACCUCCGGCUCUUCUGGCAAACGGCCAAAAGACACGAGGUGGUUCACGUCUUCAUCAAAGGCCGGGAAGAGUUUGAACAUCAGUCCCCUGCCUACCAUAACAAGACCCGGCUCUUCACCAGUCAGCUGCAGUUUGGCAACUUCAGCCUGGAGUUACGCAACGUCUCUGAGCACGACAACCUCACCACCUUUCAGUGUGUUGUAUGUCAUGGCAGCCUGGACUGUAAGACAACACUGAUUGACCUGUGGACAGUGGAGAGAAAAGAUGAUGGUGGCAAGGAAGAGUCAGUAGCGCCCCCUGCUGACAGGAGGGUGUGGCACAUCGGUAUCCCAGCAACUGCUUGUCUGUUGGGGCUACUGAUACUGACCUUUAUUAUCUGCCUCUGUCCAGGCACUGGGAACAAGUGCAGCUCAUCAUCCCCAUACAACAGCACUGACCCAGAGCGUGGUAAGGGGCCUCAGAAUGACCAUCUGAUGGCAGAAGAGUCCACAGUGGAGCUGGAGAUGAGAGAGGAGGAUGGAGGAGAAAGAAAGAGGGAGAGAGAGGAGGAUGGAGAAGAGAGGGAGAGUGAUAGAGAGGAGGAUGGAGGAGAGAAAGAGAGGGAUAGAGAGGAGGAUGGAGGAGCGAGAGAACAGAAGCAGGAUGGAGGAGGGAGAGGACCAUGGCAGUGGAGCACCGCUCUCUGUCCCUGCAGAACGGACACAGUGGAGGACAACAACAACAACAACAACAACAGCAACAGGAGAACCAUCUCCGCCUUACCUGUGUGAGAAACAACCCUAGGUAUUAGCUAUGAUAUGCAACACAUAAUGACAUUAUUAUAUAUUAUAUAUACCAGAGCAAGCUAGGCUUCUCUAUAGAAAUGUUACUAUACGUACGGUUUCCCAAAACACUGAAGACUGUUUGAUUGAAUUGAAUGUCAUUUCCAACAUUUGAAGGUCCCCUUUGUCUUCAUAUUACUGCUGCCACAAAAACAUGACAUAAUGGGUGUUCUUUUUCUUGUUUUGACGUAUAAUAAGCUGGGCAAUGUUGAGAUAUGUUUCCCUACGUAUACUGACCAGCAGAUUAUGCAUUACCCCUCACAUUAUAAAGAUAAUCAUAUUAAAGAAGAAUAAUAGUAAAGAUAACAAUUA